UCCUAUGUCAAGCAGCCGGAUUUUAAGGAUCGUUUAUAGCAAUAGGAUCUAUUUUCUUACUCAUAUUCUUUGAAAGGCUAUUUGUAGCUUCGAUUCUAAGAAAGAUAUAACAAAUUGACACAUGACAGGAAAGAGAAAGACUUGAUCCCAUGUGAGGAAUAACCACAAGGAUCACCAGAAUAAUCGGAGUUCAAUCUUUCGAGCAGAUGGGAGAAGGGUUAAAGAGUAGUAUACCGAAAGAAAGAGAUUCUAUGAAGAGAGUCUGCAUGAUAUUAAAAAUUUAAUGAGAUGAAGGCAGAGAAUAGGUCAAAAUGUGCACAGUCGGAUAUCUUAAAUAAGUGUGAGAGUACCAUGAGGGAUAAGAAGGUUCUUCGAUGUAGGUACUUCGACAUUUUCAACUUCAUCUUUUGUUAAGUUAUAUACAGUCGAAAGAAAUCGAUGAGGUUAAGCCUGAAUUUGGAGGUUAUCUAUAUUUGAGAUAAGACAAGAUAAAUUUUUGGAUGAGCUACCCUUUUUAGUGUAGAUUAUGAAACUAUCUUAAAAUCUGUGAGGCAGCUGAAGCUGCUGACUCUUGUCCUCUUUAACCGCAACAAAAAAUUUAUGAUGAAGUUUGCAGAGGAAUAAUAUGAUUGACUCAUCCUCUUCUGAAGCUUCUGAUGAAGGACAGAUGAAGGUUGUCAGUCUGAUAUAAAACAAUAAAACCGUUCUAUUUUCAAAAUUAGUAGAUAAGGAAAUCAAUAGAGCAAUCGUCAGCUAUAAAGGUAAAAAGCUUUUGGGAGAACCAAAGAGAGGUUUUCGGAUUCAGAUAUUAAUGAAGAAUCUGAUGCUUUCUGUAACAUUGGAUCAGAGAUGCUGAAUCAAGACUCUAAGGUGCAAGAAUCUGCCAAAAAGAGGUAAUAUACUCGAUCCUCUUUGAUAGUAAAGAAUGAUUCAUCAAGAAAAAUUCUGUACAUAUGCCCAGUUCUUUGACAAAGAAGAUGAUGCUAAGAGCUUCCAAAAUUCCAAUUCAGUUGAUAACAAGCUGUCCACUUCGCUUAACUUUAUCCACUCUAUAAUUGAAGAACUGCUAAGAAAAUGAAAAGAGCAAGAAUCUAUCACCAAAUUCUUAACCCUA
Messenger RNA from Moneuplotes crassus, 1114 nucleotides. The record is from the annotation of a GenBank genome assembly. NCBI's taxonomy places the organism in Eukaryota, Ciliophora, Spirotrichea, Euplotida, Euplotidae.